AUGUCUGGUAGAACACUAGAAAUAAAUGAAAAAUAAUUAUAUUUUACGUUCAGAAAUAUAGGAAUAAACUCAAGUCCUCCAUUUGCAACUUAACUGAGCCUGUUUCCCUUUUAAACGUGGUCACGUGGUAGGGUAGUGUGAUUGUUAGGUCUCACUAAAACUUCUAGUGGUAUAAGUUAAUAUUUGGGUAUCACCAAGAAACCAUUUUUUGAAAGUAAAGAAAUUAAAUGAUACAGUAUGGUAUACUGUAAUGUUACUCAUGAUAUACUCGUGGUAUUCUCGUGUAUUUCAGUUAGAGGUCGAACAAUUAUCAAACGUACGUGCUAUAGGGACAAAAUUGACACAACAUGUAUGGAUAUGACGGUUGAAAGUGUUAAGGCCAGGGGAUGCUAUUGUAAUACAGAUUAUUGCAACGGCGGGGACACCGUGCAGCCACAAGUGACAACACCUGACACAGGACGUCGAACUACAAGGAUAUCGACAGUGCCGAUAACACAGAACAAAAAAGUUUUAAGGUGCUACAAAUGCAGGAGCUCUGACAAUGAUGAUUGUUCUGAUGACAAUUCUGACUUUAGCAACAUAGGGACAUGUCAGGGGACCGACAUAACGUGCGUGAAGGAGAAAUUAACUGUGAGUGGUGAAAGUAUAAUCGAGCGUAAAUGCUACAUGGCCAACCAUAAUGAAGGAUGUAAGGUUACUACACUUGGUGAAUACAGCUAUGAGACAUGCUUUUGUAAAUCGGAUCAUUGUAACGGCAUCGACGGUGUGCGACCAUAUUACCUGAUCCUCCUUAUCGUCCCUUUGGUCGUUCUGCUCAUUUAAAUAAAGACAAGUGACAUGAAUGAUCUUGUGUUAUUAAUAAUAUGAAUUUAACUAUUCGGAACAUUAUACUAGAAUGGAGAAUAAAAUAUUGCCUUAUUGUUGCUGAUAGAUAUUUUAAUAAUCUUAGGUGAAACUAUCAUCUAAAUAUAUCUACUUAAAAUGUAUUCCAGUGUGGAAAAUCCUGAAUCUCACCUACAGUUUUUUUAUCUCCUUUGAUUUGUCAUAAGCGGAUACUUGCAUGAUUGUAUAAAAUUCAUUGUCGUUACAUAUCCCAUACAUGGCAGCAUGCUUGAUUAAAUGGAACAUUCAUUGGAUUCUAUUGCUAUUGUAAACAUCUAAAGUCUGUAUUCUUCUCUGGAGCGGUUGUAUGCACAUUAACGAUCUUGGAUACUAAUUGUAUGUCACAACCAGAAAUGGUGACAUGUUGUUAUAUUCUCCAAACCUUUUUGUGAACGGUGGUCGGCGUCAGGUGUUCGAUG
Molecule: messenger RNA, 1301 nt
Organism: Owenia fusiformis
Lineage: Eukaryota; Metazoa; Annelida; Polychaeta; Sabellida; Oweniidae
Source: the annotation of a GenBank genome assembly